CUGCCCUUAGUGCAGGUCUACUAGUAGAGGCUAUUGUUAUUGAUUAAAGGAAAGACUUGAUUAAAGGGGUAUAGGCCCCUGUACAUUGCUCGAAAGAGUGAAGGUCACAUUUUGCCUGACUAAGAGAUUAGUGUCCCUUGCAGCUGCCCAGAAAAUGGGAAGCAGCUGCCCCGGGGUACCCGGGCUUGCAUUCAUCCUCCUGCUGGUUUUGCCCCCUCUGCUGCCAAGCAGUGGGGCAUACCAGCACAGAGCCCCAACCUGGCUAGAUUUCCACCACCUUAGUCGGGCCAGGAGAAAACUGCACAGCAACAUCAACCUGGAUGGGGAGAGCACCAGCCAGGGCCACAGCCAUGAAAACGGGACCAUGCAGAAGCGGGCAGUUACCAGUAAAUCCUGCCAGAGCAAUCUUGACCUCUAUUUUAUCAUAGACAAGUCAGGAAGUGUGGACACCAACUGGAUACAUGUAUAUGGCUUCGUAGAGGAUUUCCUCAAAAAAUUUGACAACCCAAACAUGCGGGUCUCAAUCGUCACCUACUCCACACAGGGCGACACCGUCCUAAAGCUCACCUCGGACAAAAAAGAAAUCAAAGACGGUCUCAAUAGACUACGCAACACAGUGCCUACCGGAGCCACAAACAUGCAGGAAGGAUUUAAAGCGGUCAAUGAGCAGAUCGCCAACGCAAACUCUGGAGGAGAGAAGGUUCACUCCAUGGUUAUCUCCCUGACUGAUGGAGCACUGACGCCAGAGGCCUUUCAGGAAACCAAGAACGAAGCUCGGCUGACUCGACAAAUGGGAGGGACUGUUUACGCUUUAGGUGUAAACACCUACAGGAAAUAUCAGCUCAUGGAUAUUGCGGACAGCAGGAAGCACGUGUUUGGUGUGGACACUGGAUUUGCUGAUCUCAGGAACGUCGCUGACUUCAUCGCAGAUAUGUCCUGCAUUGAAGUCACAAAAAUGGAACCGACCGAGUACUGUAUGGGAGAAAACUUUGAUGUAACCAUCCUUGGAAGAGGUUUUCAUAACACCAAAAACAUAAACCAAGUUCUUUGCAGAAUUAAGAUAAAUGACAACAGAUUUUUUGAUAUAAAAGCCACCCAGGUGGAAGACACCAGCAUAAAGUGUCCGGGAGCCAAGAUAGAGGAAGCAGCCAACAAUAUCUCUGUUGAAGUGAGCCUGAACAACGGUGCCAGCUUCAUCAGCAACGGGCUCAAGAUCAACAUCAAGGACUGUGGGGGUGACAAGAAUGUGGGAGUGAACUAUUCAGUAUCAACAACGACAGUGAAAACUCCAGUAUCAACAACAGUGAAAACUCCAGUAUCAACAACGCCAGUGAAAACUACAGUAUCAACGACAGUGAAAACUCCAGUAUCAACAACGCCUGUGAACUAUCCAGAUGCAACAAUGGCAGUUCCCGAAAAAGGAACAAACAUUCAGUUUCCCGAUAUCAACUUUUAUCAUUUGUUAAUGGUCGUAGGAAUAAUUUUAAUACCGCUGGUGAUCUGGUUGCUGUGGAGAUAUUUUUUCGAAAAGGAAACCUGUUCAACAUCAUGCCCUAUGGUGCUGGUCCUUUGUGGUGCGCACAGAGAUCAAAACGUAAAACACCAAGAGAGAAAACUGGAAAGUUGUUGCACAAUUUUCAACGCUGCAACCCAGGCCCACUGAUGAGAUGUUAGCCCAGGCACAAGUGGUAGUGCCCGAACUCCAGCCCACUCGGUCCUGAUGUGAGAAGAUGCCCGGCUACCCACUUUCCUGCCCACAACCCAGCCUCCUCAACAGCUGCUGCUAUGAGUGCCAACGCACCCCAUCCCGGCCCCCACCACUCGUCUGUUCCCUCUGCCAUCCGGAUGCUCCAAUGAUCCCUGCCCCUGUGGGAAUAUUCGGUGGAGUCCUUUGCCCCUCCCACCCCCAUAGCCCAGCCUCUAAAUCACCAAAACCCCAAAUUAAAAAGAGCCCUUUAUGUGCUGA
Messenger RNA from Talpa occidentalis (Iberian mole), 1966 nucleotides. RefSeq names its product anthrax toxin receptor-like. The record is from RefSeq and is a predicted model, not a curated record. The coding region runs from base 155 to 1663 and encodes 502 amino acids. Gene Ontology annotation, cellular component: membrane. NCBI's taxonomy places the organism in Eukaryota, Metazoa, Chordata, Mammalia, Eulipotyphla, Talpidae. The transcript is spliced from 16 exons. Gene Ontology annotation, molecular function: signaling receptor activity.